Aethina tumida (small hive beetle) is the source of this 928-nucleotide messenger RNA. Its product is annotated as ejaculatory bulb-specific protein 3. The record is from RefSeq and is a predicted model, not a curated record. The transcript has 2 exons. Lineage: Eukaryota; Metazoa; Arthropoda; Insecta; Coleoptera; Nitidulidae. The coding region runs from base 502 to 876 and encodes 124 amino acids.
AAUUAAUAGCAACAACAUCAUUUAUAUGUUUUUAUUUAACUAAGGAAGAUACAAUCACAACAAAUCAACAAUAUGCAAAUAAUUAUUAAUUGUGAUUUUAAAACUCAAUAAACAAAACGUCUUCUAUCAUCUUAACUUACGUGUAUACAGGUAAAUUGAUUUAUUUAUGGCAACACAAGGUCAAAAAAUAUGUAUUAUUAAAUCUGGAGUAAACAAUUUCACGUGUUGACUCCAAGAAGAAACUGUACAAACAUUAAGAUUUCCACACCGAAUUCUUUACACUAAUUGGGUCCAAUCUACGCAUCAAUUAACCAAUCAAUGUUAAACGUUAUCGUACCGGAAGAAAUUGAUACCCGAGUACCAAGAAUUUCGUCACAACUAAAUUACUUCAAGCCGUAUUUGCAAACUAGUUAUCUAAAAUAGAAGAGGUUGUUGGCCUCUAAUUUUUCUUAUAUAUACCAUAGACAUUGAAAUUCUUUACAAAAACGAAAAUAGUUCAUCAUGAAGGCAGUGCUCAUCUUACUGGUUACCGUCGGUGUUGCUCUAGGCCAACAAUACACAGACAAGUACGAUAACAUCGACUUGGACCAGAUAUUGAGAAGUGAACGGUUACUCGCGAAUUAUGUGAACUGCUUGUUGGAUAAAGGAAAAUGUACUCCAGAUGGUGCCGAAUUGAAAAAACAUCUAAGUGAAGCUCUCGCAAACAACUGCAGCAAAUGUACCGACAGACAAAGGGCCGGCUCUCGAAAAGUUCUGCACCACAUUCUUGCCACCCACCGCGACUGGUGGAGCCAACUAGAAGCGAAAUACGACCCCCAAGGCAACUACAGGAAGAGAUACGAGGCUGAAUUGAAAGCUGAAGGCAUCCAGAUAUAAUUUAAUUAAUAUGUACAUAUUUGUUAUUAAAAAUUAAAAAGCUAUUAAUUUA